Aspergillus ibericus CBS 121593 is the source of this 1182-nucleotide messenger RNA. RefSeq names its product peptidyl-tRNA hydrolase domain protein. Gene Ontology annotation, molecular function: translation release factor activity. Gene Ontology annotation, cellular component: mitochondrial large ribosomal subunit. Lineage: Eukaryota; Fungi; Ascomycota; Eurotiomycetes; Eurotiales; Aspergillaceae. The record is from RefSeq and is a predicted model, not a curated record. Bases 297 to 914 code for a protein of 205 amino acids. Gene Ontology annotation, biological process: mitochondrial translational termination. The transcript is spliced from 3 exons.
GAAGCAUCCCCCCCCCCUACCCGCAACCCUGCCGGUCACCUACCUUAAAUUACCUGAUCACUGACCAGUGACCACUAGUAAACGGGUCCUUGGUAGUUGGUACCUCCGUCAUACUAAACGCUACCUUGCUCUAGCUUGGCUUCUGGAAGAUCCUCGUGCUUGUUACUCGUUAGCAGACCAUCCUUAAUUCGAUGUCCCCGUUCCUACAUGCAUCUGCGCGGCACUCCCUCCUUCUCUCGGGCUCUCCUGCGAACAUGCUCCGGGCAACUCAUGUAAGCCGCGGAGUAGACUCCCUCAUGGCUCAUGUCCGGCUGCCCCCCCGUAAUUUUCACCGCGUUCCCCUCGCUUGCUCUUUGCCUUGGAGCCCCACUAUCGCGAUACGAACCUUUGCGUCCAGGCGAGCCGCCGCCAUCUCGAACCACCAAGGCCUAGAUUCAGAGGAGGACCUGACGGCGGCUAGAGAAUGGGUCGCUAAGCUCAAUUCGAAGGCCAUCACCAUCCCGCGUGACAUCUGCGAAUUUUCCUUUAGUCGGUCGAGUGGCCCCGGAGGUCAGAACGUGAACAAGGUGAAUUCCAAAGCCACAUUACGAGUCUCCCUCGGCUCAUUACUGCCUCUUAUCCCCCAAGUGCUACAUUCACCGCUGCUGGCGUCUCGCUACGUUGCCGCGAGGACCCAGAGCCUGGUCAUUCAGUCGGAGGAAUCACGGAGGCAGACCGCCAAUUUGGAGACCUGCUACGACAAGCUCCACCAGCUACUCAAGAGCCUUGCAGAGGACAAUAUACCCGGAGAGACAUCGCAGGAACAACGCGAUCGAGUACAAAGACUAAAGAAAGCUGCCAACGAAGUUCGUAUCAAGUCGAAGAAAAUGCACAGCAGCAAAAAGAGCAGCAGACGGGGUAGUUAUGACGACUAACAAACAUGCUGACUUUUCAUCAUCCAAUAAUCAAGAGGAACUUCCUUUAUUCUCAUUGCCCAUUAAGCUUGCGAUGGAAAAGUCCGGUAAACGCCUGUGAAUGAUUCAAAUGAAAUGUAAGCUCUACGCUUCCUGUACAACUCGCUCCGCGUUGCGGAGAGUGGCGACGAUCGCCUUUUGGAGGGAGGCAUCCAGGCCUUCGGUCUUCUCGAGUGGCUGUAGCCAGUUGACGAUCUCCUUGGCGACCUUGGGGUUAUUCCGGUACUCC